GGAACACAGAAGGCCAGGCAUCUUCAGGGGAGCAAGUCGGAAACGUCAACUUUCCUGCUCUUCUGAUGCUGCCUGGCUUGCUGUGCUCCUCCAAAGGGCUGUUGUCUCGUUAGAGAUAGUCGACUGGUGGCGGUUUAACGUGGCCGUCUCCACACCUCAGGUAAGAGGGAGAAGUCGAGAAGGAGGGACCUUCAAUGGCAACCGCAGCCAGUGCGGAAAUUGAAGCCGUGCUGUUGGCAUCACUGUGCAUUGCAAUCCAGCCAAGUGAGUGAGGUACUCAACUCUGAUCGAAUGGAACCAGACACACUCUCACACGAGCAGUCACCGGGAGACGAAAAAGUACAUCCGGUGCGUAGGUCAGGGUCUGAUGUCAUCUCCGGUUGUGCAGCAGCCAUUUUGUCAAUCCGAGGAAACCUUUCCCGCUCCGUGCGUCCGAAACCGAGCCACUUCACAACAUCCGAAUUAAAAAAAAAUAAAAGCAACACUGGAAAGAACUUCCUUGUCAGAAAAACAAGCCUCCUGUUAUUUUGUUUUCCUCUUUGUUUCAAUUUAGCCUCUGUCGACCGCCCCAGCGAGGCCUCGGCUGGUAGCCACAGCGGGGAGGGUGGCUGUGUGACAUGUCGAACGAGGAGAGUUACAAAGCCAUCAUCCGCUACCUGACCAACGAGAAGGAACCUUAUGCGCCGGGGACCGAGGGCAACGUCAAGAGGAAGAUCCGCAAGGCUGCUGCCUGCUACGUGGUGCGGCGGGGGACCCUGUACUACCAGAAGAAGCGCAAGGACCGCGACGAGUUCGACGAGCUGGAGGUGGUGCUGGAGGCCAAGAGCCGGCGGGAGCUGAUCGCCUCCUUCCACCAGAGCGCCAAGGGCUUCCACUUGACCCGGGAGCAGACCUGGAAGAACAUCUCCCAGAACUACUGGUGGAGAGGUGAGCAAUUUGCAGGGGAGAGCUCAGGCCCUGUAGCCG
Rhincodon typus (whale shark) is the source of this 966-nucleotide messenger RNA. RefSeq names its product zinc finger and BTB domain-containing protein 11-like. The transcript has a single exon. The annotation marks the transcript as partial. The record is from RefSeq and is a predicted model, not a curated record. Lineage: Eukaryota; Metazoa; Chordata; Chondrichthyes; Orectolobiformes; Rhincodontidae.